CAAGGAGCUUUGCCGCAUCAGCCUUUGCAAUGCUCAACGUGUUGCCCCAAUCCCAUCGUCUGCAACGAUGCUCUGAAGCAGAGGAAGACCAGCACGGUGCUGGUGUUUCUAAUGCACGUUUGUUCUUGCGUGGGGUGAGAGUCCAUGGCGCAGUGCGGGCGUCGCUCAUCCCCUGAAACAUUAAUAAUUUAAAGUUCACUGCUUAAAGAAUUUAUAAAACAGAGGGGUAGUAGCGAUUCCUUAAAACGGUGGGUUUGAAAUGGCUGGUCUUGUUGCAAAGUGUCACACUAGGAGUUGCUUUGGGGCUUGUCAUCCUUUCCAGGGUGGUUGUGCCCGGAUACCAUGCGAGCUUGGCUGGGGAACAGCGAGCACAGGAUGACUCCGGUGGGGACUGUCCCCCUGCCCAGCGAGUGUCCUGCUAGGGCUGUGUGUCCUGGGGUUUGGCAUUCCUGCAUCCCCGACACGGUGGGUUACUUUGGUUUUGCAUUGUGAGAAACUGGGAAAACCCAUUCUGAGAUUCUCUCUCUCUUUUUUCUUUUUUUCUUUUCUGUCAUUCCAUCCGGUUUGAUUUUGUGGUGCCAACUUCCCCCAACUGCUGAGCACAUGAUUGCUCUAAAGAAUCAUGGUGCCAAAGAAGCGGAGAGGGACGAAGACUGUGACAAUGGACCAGCUCUGGACUCGGCAGCAGUACCAGAGGGUGAGCUGCUUCUGCAGGCACUCAAUGGCUUUGUGCUGGUGGUGACAUCGGAAGGACUGAUAUUUUACUCCUCGCAUACAAUUCAGGACUAUCUUGGAUUUCACCAGACAGAUGUCAUGCACCAGAGUGUCUUUGAGCUGAUCCACACUGAGGACCAGCAGGAAUUCAGACGCAACCUCCACUGGGCCCUCAACCCACCCCACGCUCCAGAGGGGGAGCCUUCUCCAGAAGUGGGGAAGAGUCUCAGCUCUUCUGCUGUCGCCUACAAGCCGGAUCAGCUGCCCCCAGAAAACUCCUCCUUUCUGGAAAGGAGCUUUGUGUGCCGUUUUCGCUGCCUCCUGGAUAAUUCCUCCGGCUUCCUGGCUUUAAACCUUCAAGGCAGGCUUAAAUUCCUUCAUGGGCAGAACAAAAGGUCUGAAGAUGGGUCUGCACUGCCACCCCAGCUGGCUCUCUUCGCUAUCUCCACCCCCUUGCAGCCCCCGUCCAUCCUGCAGCUCCGAACCAAGAACAUGAUCUUCAGGACGAAGCACAAGCUGGACUUCACCCCCUUGGCGUGCGAUGCCAAGGGGAAGAUCGUUUUGGGCUACACCGAGGCAGAGCUGCGGAUGUGUGGCACUGGCUACCAGUUCGUCCACGCUGCCGACAUGCUGUACUGUGCCGAGAACCACGUCAGGAUGAUGAAGACGGGUGAGAGCGGCCUGACGGUCUUCCGCUUGCUGACGAAGGAGAAUCGCUGGAAGUGGGUGCAGGCCAAUGCGCGGCUCGUCUACAAGAACGGCAAGCCCGAGUACAUCAUUGUCACACAGAGACCCCUUGUAGAUGAAGAAGGAGGAGAGCACCUUCGGAAACGGUCCAUGCAUCUUCCCUUUACCUUUGCUACAGGAGAGGCGCUCUUAUACCAAAGCGCUUACCCUCUCCCGGGCUUCCCUGACCCUUUCCAGAGCAAAGGGAAAACCAGCAAGUCCAAGAAGAUCUCCCACAGCCAUGGAGUGCGAUCCCAGAAGAAUGGUAUUGACCCAAGUUCUCUGCUGGGUGCCGUGAUGCGACAGGACAAGGCGGUGUAUGCCUCCCAUCCAGCUCCUGCACCUAACCACUCCAUCAGCAGCAGUUUUGUGGACCAACUCAAAGAUGUGUCCUUGCUGGAUGCAGGAAGAGAUGCCUGGAGUAUGGGCGCUGCUCCUGUUUCUUCAAGGGGGGACCAGCUCAAAGAGGAGCUGGUGGAUUUGCAGCAGGAGGAUCCUCUCUUGGCCACCCUGGACUCACUCUCAAUUAAGAGUGAUGAGAGCUGUUCCAACAAUGAGCUCUUCAGUGCGCUGGAGGGCCUGGGGUUGAACGCUGAGGACCUGGAGCUCCUGCUGCUGGAUGAGAAAAUGGUGAUGGUCAAUAUGGACCCUGACCACAACCAGUUCCUGAAUAACUGCCUCACCAGCAACAAGAUUCUCUCCUACAUCCACACCACUCUGGUGAACAAGCACGAGGGAGGACAACAGGUCUGUCCCCUGCCAGGUACAUCCCUGAGCCCAUGUGGAGACACCACUAUGUGCCAGGACCACACAGAUUAUGAGGACUCGCAGUACCUGCCCCAGCACGUGGUGCAGCCCAGCAUUGCCCCGGGCCAGCUCCCUGCUCCGCUGUGGGAACAGCCCCUCCAUGCUGUGCCGGGGCAGCCAACUCUGCUACUGCCGGAGCCAGCCAAGGAGGAAGAGCUGUCCGAUGGCUCGCAGUGGAGGCCAGCUGGGGAGGAGGGCCUGCUCCGCUUCGUCCAGCCAGCGCGGGGCACCCCAUGGGACAAGGCGCCUAGCUUACCCCCAGGAGCCCCCUGCCCACAGGUGCCACCCAGGGCUCGGCAGCUGGAGGGUGACUUCCCAGCCAUGCAUCCCACCCAGGAGGAUGCCCACCUGUCCUUCUCCCUGCCCAGCCAAUGCCAGGGCUGUGUGGGACCACCCAGCCAGCCGAAACACCGUCACUUGCUGGUGAAUGGGUUGUGUGGCCACAGCCCUGACUCUGCUCCACACGUCCUUCCCAGCAGCAGCUCCAGCCCAUGGCAGGACUAUGUUUCCCCACUCCUGGGGUCCCCAGCUCAGCCUGGUUUUUACAGCAUCAGCCAAGACUUGAUCUCCCAGCACCAGGGCUGCUUGGGUCCAGGGCCCGGCACACCAACGGUACACUUUAACCUGAAAGGAUUUUGCAGCUUGGAAACUGUGGGCAGUGGGGGGUCCCAGGAAGAGAUGGCUCCAUACCCCAGUUUUUUCAACCCCUCCUCAUACCAGCUUAUUCCUGAGAAGCAGCUGAGCCCUGUUCCCUCCAUGCCCCAGCACCCUUUUCCAAGCUUGGCUGCAGGGUGCUUUGGGAGCACUGGCAGCCCGCUGGAUACUCCCUAUGGGACGUACACCUCUGCACUGAGCCAGGAGAGCAGGCACAGGCCUGAAAGCAGCUGUGUUUUGCCCAGCUCUCCCAUGGGACUUUCUGGAGACCACCCGGUGCUGGGGGGGAGCCUGACUCCCCCCUGCCAGCUGCACCCCCGGGCAGAAGCACUGCCAGAACACCCUCAUGCCUCCAGCGGUGACUUCUGUCUCUAGGAGAGAAAGACUGGAAUGGACAAAGCAGGACUAUUCCCAGGGGAAGGAGCUUCCUUCAAGUUGCAGAUAACAAACCUUUCCCCUGCCACACAUGUCCUGCCAUUGCCCUUGAUGUUGGUUGCUUUGGCUCAGCUGGGUUUUUUUUUUUCUUUUUUUUUUUUUUUUUUUAUCAACUUCCCACAGUCCUGCCCCUGCCGAGGCUCCAUGUGCUGGUCCCAUGGCGGUGUCCCUGGCCUGGGUAGGGCAGUAGCAGGCAGGAGAGCUGGAGGGCAGAUUUCCCCAGGGCACAGGAAGAAGCUGGGCUGUGAUGUGGGUCAGCCGGCACGUGCAGCCUCGUCUUUAUCUCAUGGUGUUCAAGAGUUGUGUGGCUCUUGGUCAGCUGGAGGAUCUCAGAGCACAUUUGUCACUUGCUGUCUCUCAUCCUACCCACCCGACCUCCUUGCUCUUGUUUCCCUAGUGGGGUGAGCGUCUGCCCAUCCUGCCUGCACAUCUUACUGAGAGUCAAUUUUGAAAAGUUUGGGCCUUUUAUGGUUGCUGCUGUCUUUAAAUGGCAUUCGGAGACUAACUGCUGCUCUGGAAACAAAAAAAGGAUUGCUCUCUAUUACUAGCCAGGCUGCUGUGUUGAAGGUGUGAUGUUUGUGUGGCAAAUCCCACACUUUGCCAUGAAGCCAGGGAGCGAGUUCUCCAUCAUGCUAGUCUUUGCAGUUCUGCUGUUAACUGAGUGCAUUUUUUGGUAUGUUUUGCCAGGCUUCUGGAAACCCAGGCUGUUUCCAUGGCUGUCACUUGGCUCCCACGGUUCAGUAGUCCCUGACAAUGUCUGGGCAAGGCAGCCCUUGCCCCAAAGGACAAGCGGGUUUCUGAUGGAUAUCGUCCUCCAGCUUCACCAAAGCUUUGCAAUUACAUGCAUGAUCCAACACAGAUGCAAGACUCGUGUGUCCAAAAAAAAAGACAGGAAAAGUUUUCACCUCUGGUAUUAGAUUUCCUGCCAUCCCAGCCAGGCACCUGUGGCUGUGACCAUGUUGUAUGGGUAUUGCCUGUUUUAUAAAGAAAGUGAACCCUGACUUCUGUUCUUGUGUUGCACUGGUCCUUCCUCACCCCAGGUUUCCCUGUGUCCCGGGUGUUCCCAUUUGUUAGGAUACAGAUUAAAGCUCCUGUAAGGAACACCCUGGGUUUUGCUAUAUGUGAUGUGCCCAGGUUGGCUGAUAAGCAGUUUUUCUCCUGGGUGAUGGGGUCUGAAGUACCUGGAUGGGCAGCAGGGGUCAUUCCCAAAUAGCAGGAGCAGGCUGGUGUAUAAGCCGUAACUUGCAUCUGUGCCUAAAAAGAUUGCAGAUAAGUAGUAGAGCUGCCUAACCUAAGGAGGUUUCAGAUUUACUGUACAAAAAAAAAAAAGUUUUCAGUAAGAUAAAAAAAAUAAGUAUAAUGAUACUUAAUUUUAAGUACUGAUAGAGUGAUAUUUUCCCACAGAAAAUAAAUACAGCCCAUAUGUAUGUAUAUAACACGAGUUGACAGAUUUAUUUUUAUGCCACUCCAGUGGAGGAAAAAAACCUCUUGCCUUCCCAAAGUAGCAUCCUAUGGAAUGGGACAAAGAGGCUGUUCAAAAGAUCAGAAAUAUAGCAACCCUUUAGGAAACCUGACAAAGCAUCGUCCCUCCUCCUGUGUGUCUGGCUUCGGUUUCAUGUGAACUUUCUAGCCUUUUCAUUUCAAUAAAUGGUUUCGGACAUCAGCCCCUGA
This is a messenger RNA of Harpia harpyja (harpy eagle), 5007 nucleotides long. RefSeq names its product aryl hydrocarbon receptor-like. The record is from RefSeq and is a predicted model, not a curated record. Gene Ontology annotation, biological process: regulation of transcription by RNA polymerase II. Gene Ontology annotation, cellular component: nucleus; aryl hydrocarbon receptor complex. Lineage: Eukaryota; Metazoa; Chordata; Aves; Accipitriformes; Accipitridae. The transcript has 10 exons. Gene Ontology annotation, molecular function: protein dimerization activity; nuclear receptor activity; transcription cis-regulatory region binding. The coding region runs from base 604 to 3276 and encodes 890 amino acids.